CUCCCUCUCCUCUUUGCCCCUAAAAACUCUCUUUUUCCUCAAUUUCUUUCUUCCCCAAAGUAUCAAAAAUUCCCUCGGAUAAAAGAAGGAAUUAUAAGAUCAUAUAUGCUUGUGAUAUAUGGUAUAUGGUAUAUGGUACUAACCCCCUCACGAUGAACUCGUGUUAGGCGUGAAGUCAUAUAGCAAACCUGCUUAAACUUGUUCAUAUUACUACAAGCUUUUGUUGUUUCGUUUGUUUAGUUGUGCUUUGUUUUGUUUUUGAUAGUUUUAAUUUUUGAGGGCUUGAGACAUGAACACAGCAUUGCCGGAGAUGUUACAAUGUUCGGACUUGACGGUGCUCGAGAGGCAAAGGGAUCGCUUGAAAUGGCAAGAGGAACAGUUUCAGCAACAACAACAGCAAAGCUAUUUCAGUGAGUUAAGUUGUGGGGCGUUUUCGAGCCAAACCAACCACGUACAAGGCUUUCAGGGUGGUUUCAUGGGCGGUGCCAGUGGUGACUCGGUGUUAUCGGACAUGGUUAUGGCUCGGCAAGUGAAGCCUGACCCUGGUUUGGAGAGUCCCUGGCCUGAGUUGGGGAAGGUUGACAUGGCUGCCAUGGGGUUUGGCCCAUGUGGAUACGGUAAUGGCCCUAGUUUUGACAUGAAUCACGCCAUUUCCAGGACUUCUAGCUGCCCGCCAGCUGUGGCGGCGACCAAAGCGGUGGAGGUCAAGGUUAACUCUGAGAAGAUGGCUUCAGCUGUUGAUAAAGAAAGCUUCAAGAAAAGGAAAGCUGAAAAGUUGCAAAACACAAAGGUUGUUGCAGAAAAUGAGUCCAAGAGGAUCAAAUCCUGUGAAGAUGAAGGAGAAGAGUCGAAAAUUACAGGGCCAAACACCAACAAAAGCAGUAACAACAAGAAGGAAGCUUCUGGUGAUGCUUCUAAGGAGAAUUCAAAGGUUUCUGAGGUUCAAAAGCCCGAUUUUAUCCACGUCCGGGCACGUCGUGGUCAAGCCACUGAUAGCCACAGUUUAGCUGAGAGAGUUAGAAGGGAGAAAAUCAGUGAAAGAAUGAAGUAUCUGCAAGAUUUAGUACCAGGAUGUAACAAAAUCACGGGCAAAGCUGGUAUGCUUGAUGAAAUCAUCAAUUAUGUUCAAUCUCUUCAACGGCAAGUAGAGUUUCUGUCUAUGAAACUAGCGACUGUAAAUCCCAGGCUAGACUUUAACAUUGACAAUCUUUAUGCCAAAGAGGUGUUUUCCUCUUGUACCCCUAAUUUUCCAACGCUUGGGAUGGCACCUGAAAUGGCUAACCCUCCUUAUCUUCAGUUCAAUCCAAUUCAACAAGUGGUUCCUUGUUGUGGUGUGGAAAUGGGGAUAAACUCUCCCGAUAUGACACUCCGGAGAACGAUCAGCGCCCCUGUAUCGAUCCCAGAUGCAUCAUUUCUAGACUCGUCCUGUCUCACUAUGCAUCAAUGCUCUGCAAUGCAGCAAAUUCAACCCACUGCAACAUGGGAUGUUGAGUUGCAAAACCUUUACAAUGUGGCAUUUGACCAGGGGAGAUCAACACCACCCUUUCCAUCUCAACCAUUUGCAGGUUCCAUUGAAGCAAGUGAUCUGAAGGAGAUAUGAAUCAGUAUAUUUGUCAACGAUUUAUCGAUGAUUGAGAUAAUUCAAGAUACCUUUGAUCCUGAUUCUUUUUCGCUUAAUUAGGUACAUAUGGUAUAUAUAAAAAUAUUUGUAUGUAUACUCUCAAAUAGUAUGAAUAAGAUCAAUACUAAUUAACUUCAAA
Messenger RNA from Gossypium raimondii (Peruvian cotton), 1760 nucleotides. RefSeq names its product transcription factor HBI1. Lineage: Eukaryota; Viridiplantae; Streptophyta; Magnoliopsida; Malvales; Malvaceae. The record is from RefSeq and is a predicted model, not a curated record. Gene Ontology annotation, biological process: regulation of DNA-templated transcription. Gene Ontology annotation, molecular function: DNA-binding transcription factor activity; protein dimerization activity. Gene Ontology annotation, cellular component: nucleus. The coding region runs from base 290 to 1600 and encodes 436 amino acids. The transcript is spliced from 5 exons.